CGUCGUCACCUGCUCACCCCGAGCAGAAGCACGCCAUUCAGUCAUCUCAACAGUUAUCGAAAUGUCUGAAUACCGCGGGCGGGGCGGGUUUCGCGGCGGCGCCAGGUGGGGUGGCCGGGGCAGCCGAGAUGGACCGGCGUCAGCGACAGGUGCUAACCACACGCCCCUUGUUUCGCGUGUUCGGCCUGCCCCAGUCGCGGUACCAGCAGCCCUCGACAGCGACAGGGAAGAAGGAGAGGCUGAAGGGGAACCAGGGAUGAUUGAAGGGCCGCGAGGGAUGCGCAAGUGGGGCUCCAGUGGCGGAUGGGGUGAUCGGGCGCGAGAACGAGACAGCGAUCGAGAAGGUGAUCGGGAUCGAGGCUACUCGUCAGGCUUUCAAGAGGCGCACAGCAGGCUAUUAAACGAGCGCGGCGCAUUUGAUGAUCGGAAUAAGCGGCCACGAUUGGACAGCAGUGCCGCUUCUCCAGCUUGGCCGCACCGCCCUCGCCAGUCGUACGAUAGCGCGGUGCAGCAGCCUCUUCAACCGGACAAUCCUUACGCAACACCCAGCGGCAACUCAGGACUUUCCAUCCCUACUGGACCCAGAUCGAGCUUCCACGGGCCAGCGAUGCGCGGAAACUGGGGUUCACCAGCAGGAACUAGGGGUGGACGUGGGGGAUUCGGCGGUGGCGGGCCUGGAAGAGGUGGCGGCUUUUCAGGAGGCUGGCGAAGCGGAUCUUCUACACCAGGAUCUGCUGGUUAUGGCGGCAUGGAAGAACCCCCUGCUCGCAGCCUCGCUCGCAAAUACGAGGAACCUCGCUCCCCUACUGUUCCAGCAGGACUAAGGGCAAGAACAGGGUCGGUGUCAGCUGCCACUUUUGAUACCGCGUCAGACCCGCCCGCUAUGGGCAGCCCAUUUGGCGAAGCUAGGCCAGCAGCUCUACCUAGUCACAACUUGUCAAUGAUGGAGCCGUCCGACUCGCCUUCCAAACUGCCUCCGGGUGCCCCUCCGGUGCGCCCAGCCGUUGCAAGGCGCCUUUCUGCGACGAUUCCAAUCCACGAGGCGACGAGUGGAGAACAUCAACCAUCAGUCCCCUCCGGUACUUCAAUUGGAGCCUCAUCAGUUUCUUGCACUCCAUCAGGCCCCCCGGUACAGCCUGCAUCAACAGUCACCUACGAGCCGUUGCAAUUUGCGUAUGCACUCAAUCCUUCACUCGAAGCUCAGAUCUAUCGCCUCGCACACAAACGACUCGCAUCGCUGCGCGAGAUCACAUGCAGCAAGAAGCGCAGCGAGCUUAACGCCGCGCUAUAUUCACUGAAAGACAUUGAGACGGAGUUGCAGGCUGCCAGAGAGAGGACUAAAGCGACGGAUAUGCAACUGCAGAAUGCAAGCGAGAGUGCAGACGUUUUCGCACUUGAAGCAAACAAGCGAGAAGCGGAAGCGGCGACUUGGAGCACGCAGAUGAUGCGCUCAAUAUGAUGCGUUUUGUAUAAUAACAGCGAAGCAAGCAAGACACGACAUGGCACAUUGUAGCAUAAGACUUGUCACACCCUAUCAUCCUCAC
This is a messenger RNA of Tilletiaria anomala UBC 951, 1544 nucleotides long. RefSeq lists its product as uncharacterized. The record is from RefSeq and is a predicted model, not a curated record. Bases 278 to 1459 code for a protein of 393 amino acids. The transcript has a single exon. Lineage: Eukaryota; Fungi; Basidiomycota; Exobasidiomycetes; Georgefischeriales; Tilletiariaceae.